Sardina pilchardus (European sardine) is the source of this 3215-nucleotide messenger RNA. It is a transcript of the gene lrrc4ba, whose product is annotated as leucine rich repeat containing 4Ba. Gene Ontology annotation, biological process: regulation of presynapse assembly; positive regulation of synapse assembly; regulation of postsynaptic density assembly. Gene Ontology annotation, cellular component: postsynaptic density membrane; plasma membrane; glutamatergic synapse. The coding region runs from base 588 to 2819 and encodes 743 amino acids. Lineage: Eukaryota; Metazoa; Chordata; Actinopteri; Clupeiformes; Clupeidae. The transcript is spliced from 5 exons. The record is from RefSeq and is a predicted model, not a curated record. Gene Ontology annotation, molecular function: signaling receptor binding.
GAGAGAGAGAGAAAGAGAGAGAGAGAGGGCGGGUUGGCGAGAAAGAGCAAGGGAGAAGGAGAGAGACAGGGGAGAGAACACAUCGACUCUGCGCUGCUGCCGUUUUGGGGAUAUAUUUCUGAGGGUAAAAAGCUCCGUACAGCAGUGAGCACCGUGUGGAGAGAAAGAAAGGAAGAGAGAGAUAAAGAGAGAGAGAGAGAGAGAGCUCAGGCCGUACCCCAGUCCAGCCUAGUCCACUGACUCCGGUGAUGGAGCUGCCCCAUUUCCCGAGCCACCGAGUCAGGAGCCGAACGCACCGCGCAGCCCCUGCCGACGCCAUGGGGACACGCAAGAUGUAACCCACACACUAUCGACGACCCACUCGGACCCACCCAAGAGAGGAGUUAACGGCUCAAGUUAGCGAAUGUGCUGAGGAGAUAUCGGGACGAAUUGAAAAAGAAGAACGAAUAGUUGGUCAUACUUUUGGUGAAAAAAAAUGAAACAUUAAAGAAGGACGUAUCUUCGGACGACCUCGAAGAUUGCCAUAAUCCCUCUCACGGAAUUUUCCAGCACCCUUCGAAAACGGGCAGGGUCAUGACCCAGUUGCCAUGCGCAUCACCACGGUGACCGGCCUUUCCAGCCCCUCCCCCCUUCUCCUAUUGGCCCAGCUGCUUUUGUGGCUCCUCCCCUUCGGCCCGGACACAGUAGGGGCCGCCUCCACAAACUGUCCCGCCCCUUGCCAAUGCUCCAAUCAGGCGAGUCGAGUGAUCUGUACCAGACGGAACCUGGCUGACGUGCCAGACAGUAUAUCAGUGAACACGCGAUACCUCAACCUGCAGGAGAACUCGAUAAAGGUGAUCAAAUCUGAGACGUUCAAGAACCUCCGGCACCUGGAGAUCCUCCAGCUCUCUAAAAACCAGAUCAGCCAGAUCGAAGUGGGCGCCUUCAAUGGCCUCCCCAACCUCAACACGCUGGAGCUGUUCGACAACAAGCUCACGCAGGUGCCGUCGGCCGCCUUCGAGUACCUCAGCAAGCUCCGCGAGCUCUGGCUGCGCAACAACCCCAUCGAGACGCUGCCGGCGUACGUCUUCAACCGCGUGCCCUCGCUGCGGCGCCUCGACCUGGGCGAGCUCAAGAAGCUCGAGCACAUCUCGGAGGCGGCGUUCGUGGGCCUGGACAACCUGCGCUACCUGAACCUGGGCAUGUGCGGCCUCAAGGACAUCCCCAACCUGACGCCGCUCGGCCGUCUGGAGGAGCUGGAGCUGUCGGGCAACCGGCUGGAGAUCGUGCGGCCCGGCUCCUUCCAGGGCCUGGUGUCGCUGCGCAAGCUGUGGCUCAUGCACUCGCAGAUGUCGGUGAUCGAGCGCAACGCCUUCGACGACCUGAAGAACCUGGAGGAGCUCAACCUGUCGCACAACUCGCUGCACUCGCUGCCGCACGACCUCUUCACGCCGCUGCCCAAGCUGGAGCGCGUGCACCUCAACCACAACCCGUGGGUGUGCAACUGCGACGUGCUCUGGCUCAGCUGGUGGCUGAAGGAGACGGUGCCCAGCAACACCACCUGCUGCGCCCGCUGCCACGCGCCCCCCUCGCUGCGCGGCCGCUACAUCGGCGAGCUGGACCAGAGCCACUUCACGUGCUACGCGCCGGUCAUCGUGGAGCCGCCGACCGACCUGAACGUGACGGAGGGCAUGGCGGCCGAGCUCAAGUGCCGCACCAGCACGUCCAUGACGUCGGUCAACUGGUUCAUGCCCAACGGCACGCUCAUGACGCACGGCUCGUACCGAGUGCGUAUCUCGGUGCUCCACGACGGCACGCUCAACUUCACCAACGUGACGCUGCGCGACACGGGGCCGUACACGUGCGUGGUGAGCAACACGGCGGGCAACACCACCGCCACGGCCAUGCUCAACGUCACGGCCGCGCCCAGCGACAACUACACCUACUUCACCACCGUCACCGUGGAGACGGUGGACAAGGACGACGAGGACCUGGUCAACUCGUCCGGCUCGCCGGCGCUGCGCACCCACAACCAGACCAUCAUCCGCAUCCCGGGCCCCACGCCCUCCUGGGGCCUGGUGCCCACCACCGCCUCCUCGCUCUCGUGGUCGGCGUCGUCCACGCGCGGCGCCUUCACCGUGCCCGUGACCAUGGACCCGACGUACUCGAGCCUGGAGGACGUGAUGAAGACCACCAAGAUCAUCAUCGGCUGCUUCGUGGCCAUCACCUUCAUGGCGGCCGUCAUGCUGGUGGUCUUCUACAAGCUGCGCAAGCAGCACCAGCUGCACAAGCACCACGGCCCUGCGCGCGCCAUCGAGAUCAUCAACGUCGAGGACGAGCUGGGCGCCAGCGCCGGCGUCAGGGGCAGCGGCAUCUCCGGCGGCUCCACCAUGAGCCAGGGCUCCGGAGGAGGAGGAAGCCAGAGCCUGCGGCUGCACCACCCGGAGAUCGUCAACCUGCCCAACCUGGCGCGCGCCGAGCACCUCAACCACUACUACAAGGCGCACCACUUCAACAACAACAUGCUGGGCCUGGGCAUGGGCGGCAUGGGCGGCAUGGGCGGCGGCAUGGGCCUCAACAACAACAACAACCCCUCGCCCUGCACCCAGGGGAUGCCCACGUCGAUGGCCAGCUCCGGCGCCAUCUCCUGCUCGCCCAUGCCCGUGUCGGUGGGCAGCGGCACGGCCACGCUGGGCUCGCUGCCCACGCCGGUGCCCCUGCCCCAGCUGAGCAUCCACGGCUCGCUCAAGGGCCUGAUGGGCAAAGGGCAGAACUCUCAGAUCGAGCCCCUGCUCUUCAAGAGCGGCUCCAAGGAGAACGUGCAAGAGACUCAGAUCUGAGACCUCUCCCCCCCCACACACAAAAAAAACGAUAGAACGAAAGAAAGAGAGAAAGAAUGAGAGAGGGAAGGAGAAAGAUAGAGGGAGAGAGAGAGAGAUGGAGGGAGGGAGGGAAAGGGCAGAGAGACAGUCAGGGAAACACACAAAAGAAAGGGUUUUUUUUUCUUUUUUUGGAUCGGCUUGAGCUCCUGACCCCCAGAAGGGUAGGUCUGAAAAGGCAGCGGCGCGAGUGGCCAUGGCUGUGUACAGACGGGAGUUAGACACUGUUGUGAGUGGUCACGAACACUUUCACACCGCGUGUCAGAGAGAAAGAGGGAGAGAGAGAGAGGGAGAGGGAGAGGGCAGGGACAUACACAGUAUCAGGAAUGGCACUCGCAGCCUAGCCCUACUCCACAC